AUGGGGUUUAGACGUAUUGGAAACAGGUUGGAAUUGAAUGAGUCGAAGAAGGAGGUUUCAGGGGAGGAUCUGUCUAUUUAUUCCUCUAAUUUUAUAAUUUUCUUUUUAAUAGAACCUUAUGCUAUUAAGGGUAAUAAAAUGAAGAAAUCUGAGAGAUAUGACAAAGAAAAAGAAGAAUAUGGUUCAUUUGAGAUUGAAUAUGGAAUUCCAACUCCACCUCAACACUCUCAACAAUCAAAGCCCAAACCACAAGCUGGUGUUAUAUUUGUCCUUGAGAGAGCUUCUUUGGAAGUUGGCAAAGUUGGAAAGACUUAUCAGCUUUUAAACUUUAACAAUCACUCAAACUUUUUAAGGAACAAUGGCAAAAACGAAAGUGAUUACCGACCCGAUAUUGUCCAUCAGGCCCUUUUGGCCAUCUUAGAUAGUCCACUUAACAAAGCUGGAAGGUUAAAAGGAUUGUACGUAAAAACUGAGAAAGGGAUUUUAAUUGAAGUGAAACCUCGAACUCAUUUUCCAAGAACAUCCAAACGUUUUUAUGGUCUCAUGUCGCAAUUGUUACAAAGGCUAAGUAUAAAGAAUGAAAAAACUCAUGCAAAACUUUUGCGUGUAAUCAAAAAUCCUGUAACUCAGUAUUUACCUAUCAAUUCUCAAGCUAAUCCUAUUAUGCCAGCAGAAAUACCACUGAUCGCCUACCUUAAGAUCACCGUUCGACUCCGAUCACCGCACUUGAAGAGCUUUGUUCGCCUUCGUCCUUCGUUCACUGAUGUUGCUGAGAUCGGCAACCCAGAAAAUUGCCACAACCGCCAAACAGAGGAAGAAAUCGCACACAGAGACGGGAGAGGAGAGAGGACAGAGCAGAGAGAAUGA
Messenger RNA from Humulus lupulus (European hop), 867 nucleotides. RefSeq lists its product as uncharacterized. The transcript is spliced from 6 exons. Gene Ontology annotation, molecular function: rRNA (pseudouridine) methyltransferase activity; rRNA binding. NCBI's taxonomy places the organism in Eukaryota, Viridiplantae, Streptophyta, Magnoliopsida, Rosales, Cannabaceae. Bases 1 to 867 code for a protein of 288 amino acids. Gene Ontology annotation, biological process: rRNA base methylation. Gene Ontology annotation, cellular component: nucleolus; small-subunit processome. The record is from RefSeq and is a predicted model, not a curated record.